GUGAGGUCACAUAAUAUGGCGGCUCGGACCUAGCUGUGCUGAGGGGGGGUCCGGGUCUCGGGGAAUCUGCGUCCAUCCGCCCCACCCGGGGUGCGCUGUCGCUCCCCAACCCCUCCGGCGUCGAGAGACGGGGCUAAGGGCCGCGAUGGUCGCUGGCAUUCCCCUGCUCUGAGUCAGGGUCGUCACAACUGGGUUGGGUCCAAUCGAGCCGCCUCGAUGGAGUUGAGAGUCGGGAACCGGUACCGGCUUGGCCGAAAGAUCGGGAGCGGCUCCUUCGGGGACAUUUACCUCGGUACUGAUAUAGCUGCUGGAGAAGAGGUUGCCAUCAAGUUGGAAUGUGUAAAAACCAAACAUCCUCAACUCCAUAUAGAGAGCAAAAUUUACAAAAUGAUGCAGGGUGGAGUGGGCAUUCCCACAAUCAAAUGGUGUGGUGCUGAAGGUGAUUACAAUGUAAUGGUGAUGGAGUUGUUGGGACCAAGCCUUGAAGAUCUCUUUAACUUCUGUUCAAGGAAAUUCAGCCUCAAGACAGUCCUUUUACUUGCUGACCAAAUGAUAAGCCGAAUAGAAUAUAUUCACUCGAAGAACUUCAUUCACCGAGAUGUAAAGCCUGAUAACUUCCUGAUGGGAUUAGGCAAGAAGGGCAAUCUUGUCUACAUCAUUGAUUUUGGGCUGGCCAAGAAAUAUCGGGAUGCUCGAACUCACCAGCACAUUCCAUAUCGUGAAAAUAAAAACUUAACAGGAACUGCCCGUUAUGCCUCCAUCAACACUCAUCUUGGAAUUGAACAAUCUCGCAGAGAUGACUUGGAGUCCUUGGGCUAUGUACUCAUGUAUUUUAACCUGGGCUCCCUCCCCUGGCAGGGAUUGAAGGCAGCUACAAAAAGACAGAAAUAUGAACGCAUCAGUGAAAAGAAAAUGUCUACACCCAUUGAGGUUUUGUGUAAAGGAUACCCUUCUGAGUUUGCUACGUACCUGAAUUUCUGCCGCUCGUUGCGUUUUGAUGACAAACCGGAUUAUUCAUAUCUAAGGCAAUUAUUCAGAAACCUCUUCCAUAGACAAGGCUUCUCCUAUGACUAUGUAUUUGACUGGAACAUGCUCAAAUUUGGUGCAAGUCGUGCAGUUGAAGAUGCUGAGCGGGAACGGAGAGAGAGAGAGGAAAGAAUGAGACAUACCCGAAAUCCAGCUGUUCGUGGCUUACCUUCUACUGCCUCUGGCAGGCUGAGAGGGACACAGGAUGUAGCUCCACCAACCCCUCUUACCCCAACUUCACAUACUGCAAACACAUCUCCUCGGCCAGUGUCUGGAAUGGAGCGAGAACGGAAAGUGAGUAUGCGAUUGCAUCGUGGGGCCCCAGUCAAUAUCUCCUCGUCUGAUUUAACAGGCCGACAAGAUACCUCGCGCAUGUCAACCUCACAGCAGGUACACCAGGGGAUGGGGUGUAAGUGGAGCCUACGGGGAGCUGAGAAUUUGAAGUUGCUGCAAAGAAAGAAGUGCAGAAGGAAGAGCAAAUGAGACAAAAGGCAGAAGACAAUGAAGAAAGAAGAGUUGAUAAAGAGCAGAGAAGUGGAUUUUAAAAGGACGUUUUACUUCUCAAAUGUUUGAAUUUUAUUGUAUAGUAUUAAAUAAAAGUGCUAAACUUCUAGGUCUUACACACUGGCCAGAUUCUUGCUUUGGCCUCUGCUGGAAUUCUUCCAAUACAAAUAAUAGGUGACUGUGGAGUGGACCACAUGAAAUGAUUCUACACUUACUUUUUCACCAUGUAAGUGAUCAAAUGGGGAGUCCUUCAGGAUUAGUGCUCUGCUUCAUGUAGUUUGCUUCAGUCAGAGAGCCUUUAAGUAGUGUGGGUUUAGAGCCUUCCAUAUUGGUGGAUAGAAUGAAAGCCAGGUUGUAGACUGGAACUGCAGUCAGCAGUCUUUACCAGCUUGGAUGGGAUUGGGGUGCGUAGGUGGGUAAAGUUGGUCAGAGGCAAGGUUGGGUAAAGCAAUUUCAGGAAUCGAGCAGGGAGUAUCAGGCAAUUUAAAAAAUGAAUACACAAGGUAAUAUUUAUUACCCGCCUCUCUUUGGAUCGAGGCGGGGAACAACAUUAAGUACAACAAUACUAUAAAUCAAAUGCAUUGAACUGAUUAAAAGAGCAUAUAGAACUUAUACAAUAUUAAAAUAGCAAUCAGGACAUCUUGAUUGUCCGGUCUAGAAGUGCAAACACCUGAUAUAUCUCUGCGUAUUUUGCACAGCCUGGUGCAAAACCUUAAUCUGCACCAUUUCAGGCUAUAAUGACUAAAUGCUCCACUGUACCCAAACCAUUAGAGUUCCUUCACUAGAAAACUAAAUAUUGGGGGAAAGUGUUCUAGCAUAGCCUUCUCCCUAAACUUCCUAGUUUUAUAUAUGGAGGGUAUUUUUUUCCUUGUAUGAAUGAGAAUUUAGCCAGGUAAGCCUGUACCAGAUGUUUUAUGAGGUACAGAGUAGACACGAGUUUACUGACUCAGUGAGAAAUAGGCAUUGGAGGCUCUGUCUUUAAAGUGUUAUAGUCCAAGAAGUGAACAAUUCUGGUCAGUCGAAAGACUAAUCUUAACACUUACUUGGGUUCGAUUCCAACAAAGUAUCACCAAUCCAUUAUCUCAAGCUAGGUUCCCCAGAAGAUGGUGGACUACAAUUCCCAUCAUCCCCCACUGGCAUGGCCAGUAGUGAUGGGACUACAUCUUGGGAGAAGCUGGUGAUUGAUGUUCAGAAAUAUUGUGUGUGAUGGGACAGCAGGGACAUUCUCAGUACACCUAUAACAGUAUUUCAUACGUGCAUGCACCUGAUCUUCCCUUCAAUGGAUGGAAUGGUCACAACCUAAGUGCACAGUUGUGUUUGUGUACACACCAUAGCAUAGCACAUCACACGUUGUGUGUGUUAAGAACAAGGUACAUGUCCUGAUAUCCAUUGCUCUUGUGGAGGACUGGCAAUUCUGAUCCAUAACCUCAGUAUUGCGCUUUCUUAAAUGCCUCAACUAACUUUAUAGGCUCACUCAGUACUUGUAGUGCUACUAUAUGAAAUUCUUCACUUAGCAGUUCCCUGUAUCUUGCAUUGUUUUGUACAAGUUGACCCAUAUUUAAAUGAUGCAGUAUUUGAUUUCCUGACUUUACUAUAAUUUUACUUCAUGACAAUUAAAAACACACACAAUUUCUCCAAUUAGAGAUGUUCUGUUCUCUUUCUUAGGAAUUAUAUUUUUCGGUUACCCAGAGAAAGGUGCAGUAGCUUCUGUUGGUAGGAGUAGUUUAAAAAAAAUGAUGCUGCACUUAAUAAUUAUAAUGAUUAUCAAGCGCAGCAUCAAUUUUCUAUAUAUUUUAUCUGAUUAAAAAAAACUUAUUGAGAAUGUUGGUUUCUGGGCUCAGUUAGCUUCUGCAUAGUGGGAAAGUGUUGGUCUGUCUUUCCUCUAGCAAAAAAGUCUUGAACUUUCAUUUCUAGAUGCCUAAACUAUGCAAAAUCAAAAAUCUAUACAACUUUGCUGAACUUAGCAUUUCCUGCUGCAUGCUGGGGGCGUUAAGACAUAAACACUGCACAUUUUGUUCCAGUGGGGCAGUGAUUAGUACUCUUAAGAGAAGAGGAUGUUUUUUGCUUAGUUAAGUUCCACCUGCUGCUAAGAAGGGGUGUUGAGGUUUGUAUAUGUGUGACCAUGCAUUGUCUGCUGCAGUGUGCCUAAAAGAAAGAAGGCAUUGAGAAUGAAUGUGUGGCAGGGGUGGAUAAUUAUCCUUACUCAGCCAGACUGGAUGAAGAAACAUAGUAUUUAUUAGCAUUAAAAUUUAUAUCCUUCAUCAAAACCUAUUUCAUUGGGAGAGUAUGAGAUUCUUUUGAAUAACCAGCAAUACACAGAAAGAUGUGUUGAAUCUUUUGGAUUUACCAAUGAUAAGGAAUGCCAACAGGCACACAACUGCGUGUCAAUUUUAACAAUUAAAUCAGACAACAAUAGUAUCAAGAGUCAAAAUAAUGACUAUUUUUUGUAGUUGUAUCAAUUUUAAACAGUUCAAUCAAGCAAAGAUUGUACCAAGAGUCAGAAUAAUGACUUCUAAACCAUUAUAUGGAUGACAAAAACGUAAGGCAAAUGGUGCUUUUUUGAUAUCUUAAUAAAGUUAUAACAACAGACUGAAUUAUUUAUAUUAACAGGAAUCCGGUUAUGUGUCCCGUUUCGUCUUAUUUCAAACUUCCUCAGAUGUAUAGUCUUUAAAGUCUGUAAAUAAUUAAAAAUUACUUGAGUAAAUAAGCUUACUGGGUGACAAAAUUAACUUUCAGAAAAAACGUUCAGAUUCCAUAUGUGGAUUACACAGAGAUAAAGCGCUCACCGCCACAUACGAUCAAAAGCCAGGGGGUGUAGACAGAAAAUAGUAAUUCCAAAAUUACUUCCAGUUUACAGGCAGAGCCCUUUGAGGGAAUUUUUUUCUGCAUGAUAAAAAGAAUUCUUUAGCUGUCUAGUAAAUUUAUAGAGACCAGCUACAGAGGAGAGUUUAAAACAUCACACCUUUUGCCCCGGCUGAGAAUGCAUUAGCUUCAAAACAGCAAAAAAACCAACAACAACACCAGUCCAUCAGGUGAUCUCGCUCAGGCUUGUUCAUUAGUAUUAUAUAUAUGAGGCUUAAAGGUACAGCAAUAUAGCCAUUCCUCAUGCUGAUUGGCAAGCAAAUAUGGCCUUAUUAAUGCAGAUAGAUACACAAUCAAGCAAAUAUGGCCUUAUUAAUGCAGAUUGAUACACAAGAAAUUUCCAAGGAAGGAUGAUAAUUCUAAGCUGACAUUUAAACUAUGUGGAUGUACUGAAUUAAGUUUAAAAAUCCAGCUUUUUUUCUUAAAAGAAUGUUGUCAUGGUUAUUCCAAUUAUACUUGUGGGGAUAUAUUCUUUCUAUAACAAGGAACCAGAAAUUACCACGUCUAUGAGCCUUUUCAAUGAACUGUUGAACCAGUGGGGCAUCUGCUAUUCGAUGUUUUAAUUUGGAGCGGUGUUCCAAAGUGCGUGUUCUGCCAAUGUAAAGAAGUCCACAAGGACAGAUAAUUAUGUAGAUAACUCAUUUGGUUGCGCAGUUUGAAAAGUGAUGCAAGCCCAGAGAGUUUCGGCUAUUGGGCGGUAUAAAAAUGUAAGAAAGAAAGA
Molecule: messenger RNA, 5113 nt
Organism: Elgaria multicarinata webbii
Lineage: Eukaryota; Metazoa; Chordata; Lepidosauria; Squamata; Anguidae
Gene: CSNK1D
Product: casein kinase 1 delta
Exons: 9
Coding region: 217-1509 (430 amino acids)
Biological process (GO): positive regulation of proteasomal ubiquitin-dependent protein catabolic process; regulation of circadian rhythm; endocytosis
Cellular component (GO): nucleus; cytoplasm; spindle microtubule
Molecular function (GO): protein serine/threonine kinase activity; ATP binding
Source: RefSeq, a predicted model, not a curated record